Messenger RNA from Topomyia yanbarensis, 1418 nucleotides. RefSeq names its product peroxisomal biogenesis factor 19 (gene Pex19). The record is from RefSeq and is a predicted model, not a curated record. The transcript has 3 exons. Bases 229 to 1110 code for a protein of 293 amino acids. Lineage: Eukaryota; Metazoa; Arthropoda; Insecta; Diptera; Culicidae. Gene Ontology annotation, cellular component: peroxisome; peroxisomal membrane. Gene Ontology annotation, biological process: protein import into peroxisome membrane.
UUAACGUCAAUCUGUCACUGGCAACGGAAAAAAUCCAAAAACGUAGUUCGUACAGCCAGGCCUGUAAGUUUUUUCUCUUGUGUGGCAGAAUUUGUGUUGCCUUCUAUCGUGUCUUUGAAGAUCUCCCUAGAGAAACGAUAAGUGAGACACCAAAUCCAUUAAAACAACGAACAGCUCAUUUUUUUAUCUUUGAGUUGUGGGUCAAAGUUCGAAGUAAUCAAGGAAAUAAUGUCUGAGGGUAGUAAAAAAUUAGAAACAACGGGCAAUAGUUCCGGUGACAAGGAAUUAGACGAAUUACUUGACAGUGCUUUGGAAGAUUUUAGUAAACACAAAGAAGAUGAUAGCAGUACAACCAACGAUGAUGCUAGAACCCAGCAACACGACGACCCACCAACAGAACAACUUUGGAAUGAGGAGUUUAUCAGUUCACAGGCCAAAAUGUUCGAAGAGAAAAUGGCUGCACUGUUUGGAGGAGGAUCAGAAUCGGUCGAUGCAGACCAGAUUACGCUAGGAUUCCAACGAAUUGCAGAAGCAGCUGCCAUGGCAGUGCGUGCAGAUCCGACAACCCUACCGGUGGAUUCCGUAGAUCCUUCAAUUAGCCAGAGUAUUACAGAUGCGUUGCGUGGUUUGAGUGAAGGUCGGGAAAAUCUCCAGACGCCGUUCACUCCUGACGAUAUUGCAGGGAUGUUCGGAAACAUCGAUUUAAAUGAGGGUGGAGAAAAUAAUGCGUUUUUGCCUUUCAUGCAAAACAUGAUGCAAAGUUUGUUAUCAGCGGAUGUUCUAUUACCUAGUUUAAAGGAUCUGACAGAAAAGUAUCCCGCAUGGUUACAGGAAAAUGGUGAAAAGGUACCCAAAGAAGAUAAGGAACGCUAUGAAAAGCAGCUUAAAAUGAUGGAGGACGUGUGUCGUGAGUUGGAGAAGGAAAAACCCGAUGAUUCCUCUGAGGUGAAACGAGUUCGAUUCCAGACGGUCCUCGAAAUGAUGCAGAAUAUGCAGGAUCUAGGACAACCACCAGCUGAUCUUGUCGGCGAUCUAGGGCCGGCAAACUUAAAUCUACCUACGAUAGAUCCGACUGCCUUUAGCGACCCAAAUCAGUGUGCCACGAGCUAGUUACCCAACACUAACAGUUGGGCAGGUGUUUGGUUUAAUAGACUCCACAAGAUUCGAUCAUCUUUAUUAUUCUGACCGCGUGUCGCUGUGCCACUUCAAUUUUUUUCUGGCCAUUGGUGGGAAUCGUGGCUUUGUUGGUGACAGCCUUCGUUACAUGGAUUACCAAUUCUAUUGAUUUACAGUGUUCGAUGGGAACGAAAUAGAAUGAUAUAUAAAACUACAAAAUCCUUUCAGUGAGAUUCGAUUAGAUAUAUUUAUAGUUCUUUGUUUGGAAAAAAAAUCAAUAAAAUUCUGGCUUUAAAUUAGUA